AGAAACCCGGGUUGGGCCAGGGGGUGGCUAGAGCGGUGGCGGCGGCAUCCGGAGUAGCACUGAGAUCUUCCGGUGGCGGGAACUGCGGUCAUGGAUCAUAUUACGGUACCCAAGGUAGAAAAUGUGAAAUUGGUGGAUCGUUAUGUGAGUAAGAAACCAGCUAAUGGGAUUCUUUAUCUUACUGCAACCCACCUGAUCUAUGUGGAGGCUUCUGGUGCAGCCCGGAAAGAAACAUGGAUUGCACUCCAUCACAUUGCCACCGUGGAGAAGUUACCCAUCACUAGCCUGGGCUGUCCCCUGACCCUCCGCUGCAAGAAUUUCCGGGUGGCCCACUUUGUUUUAGACUCUGACCUUGUGUGCCAUGAGGUUUAUAUUUCACUGCUCAAGCUUUCUCAGCCAGCAUUACCUGAAGAUCUUUAUGCUUUUUCUUAUAAUCCCAAAUCCUCAAAAGAGAUGAGGGAAAGUGGAUGGAAACUGAUUGAAGCAAUAUCAGACUUUGGGCGUAUGGGAAUACCCAACAGAUACUGGACCAUAACAGAUGCCAACAGAAACUAUGAGAUAUGCAGCACCUACCCUCCUGAAAUAGUGGUUCCUAAAUCUGUUACCUUGGGAACGGUGGUUGGAAGUUCAAAGUUCAGAAGUAAAGAACGUGUCCCUGUGCUCUCCUACCUCUACAAAGAGAACAAUGCUGCCAUUUGCCGCUGUAGCCAGCCUCUCUCUGGAUUUUACACUCGCUGUGUAGAUGAUGAGCUCUUGUUGGAGGCCAUUAGCCAAACAAACCCAGGGAGCCAGUUUAUGUAUGUUGUAGACACAAGACCAAAGUUGAAUGCCAUGGCCAACCGAGCAGCUGGGAAGGGAUAUGAAAAUGAAGACAACUAUGCCAACAUUCGCUUCAGAUUCAUGGGCAUUGAGAACAUCCAUGUAAUGCGGAACAGUCUGCAGAAACUCUUGGAAGUUUGUGAAUUGAAAACUCCAACAAUGAGUGAAUUUCUUAGCGGCCUGGAGAGCUCAGGGUGGUUAAGACACAUUAAAGCUAUUAUGGAUGCUGGAAUUUUCAUUACAAAGGCAGUGAAGGUAGAAAAGGCCAGUGUCUUAGUCCAUUGUUCUGAUGGGUGGGACCGCACAGCACAAGUCUGCUCGGUGGCUAGCAUCCUCCUAGAUCCAUUUUAUAGGACAUUCAAAGGACUCAUGAUCUUGAUAGAGAAGGAAUGGAUAUCCAUGGGCCACAAGUUUUCCCAAAGGUGUGGCCACCUCGAUGGGGACUCUAAAGAAGUGUCCCCUAUCUUCACCCAGUUCCUAGACUGUAUCUGGCAAUUAAUGGAACAGUUUCCCUGUGCCUUUGAGUUUAAUGAAAACUUCCUGCUAGAGAUUCAUGACCAUGUUUUCUCCUGCCAGUUUGGAAACUUCCUUGGUAACUGCCAGAAGGAUCGGGAAGAUCUAAGAGUCUAUGAGAAAACACAUUCUGUGUGGCCUUUCUUGGUUCAGAGGAAACCAGACUUCAGGAACCCUCUCUAUAAAGGCUUCACUAUGUAUGGGGUACUCAAUCCUAGUACUGUGCCCUACAACAUUAAGCAGAAACUAAAAGCCCGUGAUGAGCCACCAGAAGAGAUCUGUACCUGCACUCAAUUAAGAAACUUAUUAUCCCAGCAUCUGGGAAGUCCUUUGACCAAUCCUCUUGGCUUUAUGGGUAUCGAUGGAGACCUGAGUACCUUGAUGGAGAAUGGCACCCUCUCCAGGGAAGGAGGCCUCCGAGCUCAGAUGGAUCAAGUAAAAACCCAGUGUGCAGACCUCCACCAUAACCAUUGUGAGAUUGUGAGCAGCCUUAGGGCCAUAAAUAUCUCUGGGGAUGUGGGCAUCUCUGGAGGGACAGGCAUCUCUGAGGCCAUGGGCAUCUCUGGAGACAUGAGCACCUUUGAGACUAUGGGCUUCUCCGAAGACUUAGGAAUCUGUGGGGCCAUGGAUAUCUCUGAGGCCACUGACAUAUCUGGAAACAUGGGUAUUUCUGAGGCCAGGGGUUUCUCUGGGGACAUGGGCAUCUUGGGGGACACAGGCAUCUCCAAGGCCAGCACCAAGGAGGCAGACUACUCCAAGCAUCAGUGAGUUAGUUACUCAUCUUCCAUGCUAGGUAUACCUACAGCAGCUACAAUGAUUCUUGUCCCAGAGAGGGCUAUGCUGCUUUUCCAAUUGGUUUAAGUGAGUGAAGCCAAGGCAUCCCUCUCCCCACUUAAGUCUGGAAGGGAAUUACUUUACUGAUUAAGUGACCAAUAUGUUCAUAUUAAGCAGUACAGAGUGUAGGCAAGAGAAAGAAUAUGUUAUUGUUCUAAAAUGGGAUUUAACUAUAGAAAUGUUGCCUCUCAGGUGAGACACAUAUUAAGCUGGUUCUACUGUCUGUUUUCCUUAAUGAUCGACCGCCCCUAUUUUCUAUCCUAACUGCUGUAAUGUGAGAGUGAAGUGGAAAUAUUGUCACAGUGGUCAAUAAUGACCCUUUUGAGGGUAUGGAGAGAUGGUAUACAGCAGGUAACUGAAUUGCAGAAUAUAUUAAAAGAAAAUCUUACUUUCAGGUAUGCUUAGUCAUGGAAUAUUAGCUAACAUUGCCAAUGGAGACAUAUAAUGUUUUCCUGAAAAGGAAAUCAAAAUGAUGCUUAAUUGUUAGCAUGAGUGCAUGAGUGCUUGGUGGUUUGAAAUAUAUAAGGAAAGUUUUCUUAAGUUACAACACAUGCUUUCCCCAACCCACACCCCAGCUAGGUCUUGUUAUAAUACUUAGCCAAUUCCCUUUUUCAUAGAUAGUCCAUAGGUAAACUUGAAUCCACUACAGUCUAAAAUUAUAAAUUUCAAAUUAAUGGGGUUUGAAUUAGUAACAUUAAUUGCAUCAGUUCAGGAAGUAACUGAAAAUCUCAGUGCUUCAGACUCAGACUGAGACAUGGUCUGUGUGCCCAUCUGGUUUUGUGGAAAAUAGGACCUUUUUUAGGUCUUUUUAUGAAGACAAAUGGUUUUGCUUAUCUAGAUAUCUCAUGAGAUUUGUGGAUUUUUUAGACACAAUUGGCACUACUUUUAAAUCUGGUAGGUUUAUCACCUUGUGCUAAUGUACAGUUUUGAAAAAAGUCCAUUCUGAUAGCAGAUCCAGAUACUCCUGGGGAAAGGGAUGUAUUUUUAUUUAAACACCAGCUUUUCUCCUAGGGGUUGAUAUACUUGAUGGGUUUUUCAUCUGUCCUAUUGGAUAUUCAGUCAUGAUUUUGCUACUUCCACAUACUGAGAGUAGGAUAGGCCUCAGUCAGUUUGGGUCAUGCUCUGUAUAUUCUCAGCAAUUCCAGAACUCUUAAUACCAACAGAAUCCAGGUCCUCACCCAAAAUGUCUGUUCCAAAUACUCUAUAUUUGGCUUAAGCUAAAAAAUUAGAUGACUUAAAGAGGCAUCCCUUGAUUAUCACAUCCAGUUGUGCACGUAGAAAUAUCUAAAGGAUUACCUCAUUAGGUGCUUUUCUUUGAGAGAAAGAGGAACCUUUUAAGGGUUUAAUUUAAAUGUAGGAGAGGAGUGCCAGGAUAGCUCCUUGAUUUCUUAUCCCUAGCUAAACUGUAGACCCAAAAUAUCCUCUUUAGUGGAAGAACUCUAAAUCAUCUUGGUUGUCUUUUUUUAUAUGUAAACAGGAGUCAUUUUUCUAUUUACUUCCUCUUGGUAAAUUUUUAAUUUUUUGUUUUUAAAGAACUCUUAAUUUAUUUGGGUCUUCCCCAUUAAUAAAUAAAGGCCAUAUUUUACUUACAUGUUCUUGAUAGCUACCUUGAUCCUAUAAUUUUAAAGCAUCAAGAUAAUUUCCUUUUUUUAUCUCGCUGGUCCUCCUCUUUCCAUGAUUUAGUCCUUGCUUUAUAUAACCUAAAUCAUCAGAUGUUGCCAGUUGUCAUUUGACUUCUUUUGGAAAAAAAAAAUGGGGUUUGUGCACACCAUUUUGAUCUGGAGGCUGCAUCUACUCCUGGCUUUGUGAAGGAAGUUGCCAAAAAGGAUGACAGUACCAAUCUGCCACCAGUGAGCCAUUCUGGAUCUUGCUCCCAGAUCUUUCUCCCAUAUCUCAAUCUGCAUUUUGCAGUUUAUUAAUUAGCAUGAUGUUCUGGAUAGAGUGUGUUGAGUUUUCAGAGAAAGUAAAAAGGUAAAUGACAAGAUGUAGUAGUUUUUGCAAAUUCUAUAGAAGACUGAAGAGUCUUGAUUUAUUCCUAAAGAUCUGUACAGGUACAGUACAUAGUACCUAAUCUUAUUUCUUAGAUCAAAAACAAAAUUAAUCAAUAGUGAAAGGAAGGUCUUUUCAAUAUAAUUCUAUACUAGAAGUAGUAAACCACAACUCUGGUAUUUCCAAAGGUGAAAACAGCAUUUUUAAAAGACUGGAUUAUUUUGUUAAUUAUCUAAGGCCAUGGGAUUGAUCUCAGUCUCAAAAUCUGUGAGGCCAGUUUGUUUGGUCUUUGAUAUUUUUAUUCCCUAACUUGCCACAUUAUUACUUACAUAUAAAAUAUACAGAACUUAAAAAAAAAGACUGCAUGAAAAUCACCUAUUUAUUCUCAACACAAAACACCUUUUGGUUUUACAGUUGGAUUUAAAAAUCUGAGAAGAGCCUGGCCGCAAAGGAAGAAAGAGAAACAGGAGAACCUAGGCCAAGCGUGGUAGCUCACGCCUGUAAUCCCAGCAUUUUGGGAGU
Messenger RNA from Cercocebus atys (sooty mangabey), 4677 nucleotides. It is a transcript of the gene MTMR8, whose product is annotated as myotubularin related protein 8. Gene Ontology annotation, biological process: negative regulation of autophagy; dephosphorylation. Gene Ontology annotation, cellular component: nuclear envelope. Bases 91 to 2100 code for a protein of 669 amino acids. Gene Ontology annotation, molecular function: phosphatidylinositol-3,5-bisphosphate phosphatase activity. Lineage: Eukaryota; Metazoa; Chordata; Mammalia; Primates; Cercopithecidae. The transcript has 13 exons. The record is from RefSeq and is a predicted model, not a curated record.